Messenger RNA from Callithrix jacchus (white-tufted-ear marmoset), 2416 nucleotides. RefSeq lists its product as uncharacterized. The record is from RefSeq and is a predicted model, not a curated record. NCBI's taxonomy places the organism in Eukaryota, Metazoa, Chordata, Mammalia, Primates, Cebidae.
GCUAGGCUAGAAACAAAACCCCCGCAAAUUUGCAAAUGGGCGGGGCUGGCGACAAGCGACUGGGGGGCUCAAAGCUGGUGCAGACUAAACAAUCAUACACGCACAAGGCUCUGCAAAGCUGCAGGGGCGUCCCCGCCUCCCCCACGGUGCAGCCCCAAGAAUGCACUUUGCAGCGCACAGCAUUGCCAAGCGCGCACACACAAACGCACACCCGAAACUCUUGUGAAAUGUCUAGGGGUCUCCAGCGUAGAGGAGGGACUAGCCCCCACCGCCCCUCUGUCGGAAAGGACCUCACACGCCGGCCCUCCGCCUGGAGCCGAAGGCAAGUCGGUGACAAGCCCAAGGCGAGGGCGGUCACGGCCCCUUGCGGAAGGGCAAGGGGGCGCAGCGGUCGCCCCUGCCGCGUUCCCCAUACGCAUCCCCCACCUCGAACCCCAAAGCCCCCAAGCUGCGCCCUUACCUUCCUCGGCGGCGGCUGCAUGAUGCUGAAGGGACAUCAACCCUCCCCGACGGCAGCGUUAGCAAGAACCUGGAGGAGGAGGGCCAGAGAGGAAGGGAUAGCCCAGCGAGCGCGCGUGUGUGAAGAAGAGCCUAAGAAACAGGACUUGCCCCGGAGAGAGCAGGCCGGCGGGCGGCAGGAGGACCCCGGCCAGAGAGCGAGUGUGAGAAGAAGGGGGAGGAGCGCCGGGAAGGCCUGGGGCCCGGACUGCCCGGGGUCCAGCCUUGGCCCAAGAUGUGAUCUAAUUCUCAUGCUGCUGUGGGCAGAGUACAUGGCAUCAGAAUGCUGGGAGCUGCUGUCUGUCGCCAUGGGAGGGAAUUCCCCAGCUCAGGAAAACUCUUCCAGUGGAAGGGAGCAGGUGGCGAGCCUCCCUGAAGAGACAGACGCUGCCAACGCUGCAGGCAGAGCCAAUCGUGUGGUGGCUAACAAAUUUUUCCAGCAACACAGAGCUGAGAAGAUUAGAACCUGGAAGAAGAAAGAGCUCUGCAUUCUUGGCUUCACCUGCCUGAAGUGGAGUUUCCAUCAUGCUGAGCUGGAGGUGCAUGGGGCCAGGGAAGGACAAAUCCCUCACCUGUUGUGGGAGAGGCCUGGCUGGAACCAUUGCACACUCCUGUCUCACUCAAGCCUCACAACAGUCCUCAAGAGAAGUUAUCAAGGCCAUUUUGAAGAUGCAGCCAAACUGUAGAGUUUCCUCUUCCAAUGGAGCUUCCCUGACUCCCUCUGAGAGUGACUGCUCCUUUUCUGCACACCCUCAUGUCCUGGAAUCAAUGGCUUGACCCUUCAGCUUCUCCAACCAUACUCAGAGACCCUCCUCCAAGUGCCCACACACACCAUGGUCCUACACACAGAUUCUUAAUCAGCUUCAUUCAGUAUAGUUUAAUGUUUAUUUAAAUUUAUUUGUAUCAUCUUUCUAACAACAUAUAUUAUUUUUUUUACCUUUUUUUAUAAUAUUGGGUUUUUAUCCCAUCCAUGCAUGUCCAAAUUGUCAAAAAUUAGGAAAGAAUAAAAAUGAUCACAAAUUGCCACAGAUAAUCAUAUUAACAUUUUGGUAGAUUAUUUUUUUCUUUUGAGUCUGGUUUCUAUAGACAUAUGCAUUUUACAGAGUUGAGAUUACACUGUAUGAAUAGUUCUAAAGCCUGCUUUUAAAAAUCUAACAUUAUACCAUGGAUAUUUUCCCCAUGUCAUUAAAAAUUACAUGUGCCACACCCACUGGGAAGGCUAGUAUGAAGAAGACAGAUAAUAACAAAGUGUGGCGAAUUGGAACCUUCAUACAAUGCUGGUGGGAAUGUAAAAUGGUGCAGCCCCUUUGGAAAACAAUCUGGAAGUUCCUCAAAUAGGUAAGCAUAGGCUUACCUUAAGACCCAGAAAUUUCACUGCUAGGUAUAUAUUGAAGAGAAAUAAAAACAUAUGUCACACACGAAACUUGUACAUGAAUGUUCAUAGCAGCAUUAUUUAUAAUAGCUUAAAAAUGGAACAGUCCAAAUGUUCAUCAAUAAAUGAAUGAAUCAAUAAAAUGAUAUAUCCAUACAAUGGAAUAUUAUUCAGUCACAAAAAGGAAUGAUGUACUGAUACAUGCUACAACAUAGAUGAACCUUAAAAACAUUAUGCUAAAUCAAAGAAGCCAGACACAGACCAUCACAUAUUGUAUGACUCCACUCAUAUAAAAUAUCCGAAAUAGACACAUCUAUAGAGACAGAAAGUAAAUUUAUAGGCGGCGGGGUGGGGAGGUCUGGGGAGAAAUGAAGAGUGACUGCUAAAGGAUAUGGAGUUUUGUUAGGGGAAGGUGAAAAUGUUCUAAAAUUGACUGUGCUGGUUCAAAACUUCGUGCAUAUACUAAAAACCAUUGAAUUGUAUACUUUAAAUGGGUGAAUUGUAUGCUAUACAAAUUAUAUAUCAAUAAAGCUGUCAUAAAAACAA